This is a messenger RNA of Lachancea thermotolerans CBS 6340, 294 nucleotides long. RefSeq names its product elongin C (gene ELC1). Gene Ontology annotation, biological process: ubiquitin-dependent protein catabolic process. NCBI's taxonomy places the organism in Eukaryota, Fungi, Ascomycota, Saccharomycetes, Saccharomycetales, Saccharomycetaceae. Gene Ontology annotation, cellular component: elongin complex. Gene Ontology annotation, molecular function: protein-macromolecule adaptor activity. The coding region runs from base 1 to 294 and encodes 97 amino acids. The transcript has a single exon. The record is from RefSeq and is a predicted model, not a curated record.
AUGUCACAAAUCACCCUGGUCUCUAAAGAUGGCUCUGAGCAGUCUCUAUCUCGCGAAGCUGCUGACUUGUCGCCGGUGCUAAGAAGCAUGCUGUCUAAGCCAUUUAUUGAAGAGCAACAAAGUAAGAUUACUUUGAGUGAGAUUAAACCCGACGUAUUGAAGAAAGUGGUCGAGUAUCUUGAGUACUGCAGACAAUAUCAGAAUGCGGGGGAAGAUGAGGACGUUCCGGAAUUCGAGGUUCCCACCGAAAUGUCAUUAGAACUGCUUCUAGUCGCAGACUUCCUCAACAUUUAG